AUGAGGGAGCCCAUUCCCUCCACCUUCAAGCCGCCCAGCAUCACACGCUUCGACGGCCGGGGUGACCCACAAGAGCACAUAAUGGCCUAUCAGGCUACCAUGAUGCUAAUGGGAUCGUCAGAAGCCAUGAUGUGCAGAGCCUUCUUUUCCACCCUUAUCGACCAGGCGCAGCGUUGGUUCACGAGCCCCGAAGGAAGGAGUGUGGACUCUUUCCAUGACCUGGCUGUAAAGUUCAUCACCCACUUUAUGAGGGGAAGGAAGAUCAUAAAGCAUUUCACUCAUCUCACCACGGUGAAGCAGGGAGUUGGAGAAUCGCUGACCGACUUUCUGGUCCGUUGGCGGGCGGAAGAAGCGAACGUAGAAGACAUCGACGACAAAUCGGGCGUGGUCAUGUUCGUCGACGCCCUAAGGGCGGGGGACCUGUACAAAAGCCUGCGACGCAAAACCCCCGACACCUAUGUAGCGCUGAUGGCGAAUGCUGACAGGUAUGCCGAAGCGGAGGAGGCAAAUCGUUUGAAGGGCCACGAAGAAGAAACCCCCGGUAAAAGGUCCCGACCCGCCGAGGAGCCUGUUAGGCCGGGAAAGAGGGGGACAAACCCCGCGACAGAAAGGGCCAUCGGGGGGAAGGGAAAAGCAGACGCUGGUGAUAUGACGAUGACAUAUAGGGCGCCUCCACUGUGGUCGCCCCGCCCGCCGAUGAGGAAUCUUCUAACGGCACCCCUCACGCCUAUCAACGCCCGGCCCAGUGAGGUGUUAGCCUACGCCGAGCAAUGUCAAAUGGUUAAAGUUCCCGAGCCUCGAGCACCGGGCAUCCCCGCCGAAGGCCGGGGGCGGUACUGUCGCUUCCACCGCCGAUCCGGGCAUAGUACGGACGAGUGUCAGGCCUGGAGGAAGGAGAUAGAGGCCCUUAUCCAGUCAGGCCACUUGGGUAAUUUCAUCGAUUGGAACAAGAUGUACUAUGGGAACGUAUGGAAGAGGGAGACAGCCGAGGUUGGCCCUGAGAGUCUCAACCCCCCGAGGGGAAGGUCAGGCGGGGGCACAAGCGACAAGGGUAAACGCCCCGUGAUUAACGUAAUCUUCGGCGGAUGGUCAGCAGGCAAGGGGGAGGAGGAAUACGUGGGGUCCGUCGAAAGAGCACCUGCAAUGAAGAGACAACGCAAGGAACCAAUCACUUUCACUGAUACCGACCUCCCACAUGGGGGAGCUUCAUCCAAGGAAGCCAUGGUUAUCGCAAUGGAGAUCAACGGCACUGUAGUCAGGCGAGUACUGCUCGACACUGGGAGCAGCGUAAAUGUGAUGUAUCACGAUAUCUUCGUCAAGCUGGGGUUUGCCCAAGACCAGCUGAAACCGAUCAAAACUCCGCUGGCCGGAUUCACCGGAGACACAGUUGAAACAGAAGGCAUGAUUCGACUGCCGGUGGAAAUCGGCGACCCGCCGCACGCACUAAAGGCAGAAAUGGACUUCGUGGUGGUCAGGAUAACCUCCGCCCACAACAUCAUAUUGGGCAGGCCAGGGUUGGUUGAGAUAGGGGGGAUCUUAUCCAUGGAACAUUUGUGCUUGAAGUUCCACACCCCCCGCGGGGUAGGGAUAGUGCGCGGCGAUCAGCAGUCCGCGCGAGAGUGUUACGAGAAGGCCUGCCGAAACAUCGAUCGGCUCCCCGUUUACACGGUCGAAAAGCAGGAAGGAACAGAACCGGAAAAGAUGCCCGAACCGGCAGUGGAAUUAGAGGAAAUACAGCUAGACCCGUCUCAACCCGGCAAGACAGUGAAAAUAGGGAGAGGGCUCGAGGGCGGCUUGCGGGAGGAGAUCGUCCAAGUCCUCAGGCGAUACGCGGGCGUAUUUGCGUGGGGACCGGAGGAUAUGCCAGGCGUGGAUCGAUCGGUGAUUACGCACCGCCUGGCAGUGGACCCCACACAUCUACCCGUCAAGCAGAAGCGCUGCCACCUAUCCGCUGAGCGGAGGGCGUUCAUGAAAAAAGAAGUAGACACGUUGUUAGCUAUAGGGCACAUCCGGGAAACCAUGUAUCCCGAGUGGUUAUCCAACGUAGUGUUGGCACCAAAACCGCCUACGUGGCGGAUGUGCGUCGACUAUACGGAUUUGAGCAAAGCUUGCCCCCAGGAUCCCUUCCCGUUGCCCCGUACAGAUCAGCUAGUGGAUGAAACAGCUGGAUGCGAACUGCUGAGUUUCAUAGAUGCGUUCAAGGGAUACCACCAGAUCUUCAUGGCAGAAGAAAAUGAGGAGAAAAUCGCAUUCGUCACCCCGGAUGGAAUAUACUGCUACAAGGUAAUGGCCUUCGGUCUAAAAAACUCGGGGGCCACGUUCACACGAAUGGUGGCAGAGGUCUUCAAAGGCCUGUUAGGAGACAUUAUGGAGGCCUACGUCGACGACAUGCUCGUUAAGAUCAAGAAGGCCGAAUCUCAUCCACAGUAUCUGACGCGGUGUUUCGAGGUCAUGGAGCAACAUCACCUCUGCCUUAACCCGAAGAAGUGUGCAUUCGCCGUGAAAGGGGGAAAGUUCCUGGGUUUCAUGGUGACUCACAGGGGGAUAGAAGUUAAUCCGGAAAAAGCAAAGAGCAUCCUCGACAUGCUACCCCCCAGGUCCAUAAAGGAUAUUCAGUGCCUGAACGGUAAGUUGGCGGCCUUGAGUCGCUUCAUGUCCAAGCUGGCGGAACGAUCACUGCCUUUCUUCCAAGUCAUGAAGAGGAGGGAUGGAUUCGCAUGGAACAACGACUGUCAGGAGGCAUUCGAUCACUUUAAAGCUUACUUGGCCUCCGCGCCUGUCCUCUCGAAAUCAGAUUGUGGGGAGGUUCUGUACGUCUACCUCGGGGUGGCCCCGGCAGCCGUCGGCUCGGUGCUCCUACGAGAAAACAACGGAGUCCAGAGACCUGUCUAUUACGUGAGCAGGGCCUUGCAUGAUGCGGAAUUGCGAUAUACCCCCCUCGAGAAAACCAUAUACGCAUUAAUACGCAUGACCCGGAAGUUGGUGUACUACUUCCAAGCCCACCCCGUAAUGGUAUUGACGAACCAGCCGCUGGGCUCGGUGAUGAGAAAUCCGAUCUCCUCAGGAAGAAUGAUGAAAUGGGCUAUUGAGCUGACCCAGUACGACAUCGAGUACAGACCUCGGGUGGCCAUAAAGGGGCAAGCAUUGGCCGACUUCAUAGUGCAAUGCACAGCCCAGGAAAACGGAGUAGAGGGCCAGGCCACCACCGAACCCGAAUGGGAGAUGUAUACGGACGGGGCUUCCAGCCGGAAGGGUUGCGGAGGCGGCAUGGUUCUAAUAUCCCCCGAGGGGUUCAAAGCGUACCGAGCGUUCCGUUUCAACUUCCAGCUAUCUAACAACGACGCAGAGUACGAAGCUCUAAUCGGGGGGCUACGGUUGGCCCGAAUCAUCCCGGCCCGACGCAUUAAAAUCAGAUCGGACUCCCGCCUGGUAGUGGGACAGGUAAAUGGCGUCUUCGAGACCAAAGAGAACAGGAUGUGGCAGUAUAAAGAGGUGGUGAAGCAGUUACUAGCAGUGCUGGAGCGAUGGGAGUUACAGCAAAUCCCGAGAGCGGAGAAUGGGGAAGCCGACCUACUGUCAUGCUUAACACAAGGAGUCGAGGAUCACCUCGAAUACAUAUCACGGAUCGCCCAAAUCACAGACAUAGAUAGCCCAAGUAUAGAGAGAGAUGAGAUCCUCACUAUCUCACCCGCCCAAGACGAGUGGAUACGCGAAAUGAUAUUGUACAAAACCGAAAGCGUCGCUCUGGGGGACCCCGCACGGGCGCUGAAGGUAGCAUUGAUGGCCCCCACCUACCAAAUCCACGAAAAUAAAUUUUUCAAACGAUCUUUCGGAGGACCACUGCUGCGAUGCCUCACGAAAGCUGAAUCCGAGCGAGUGAUGUCAGAACUCCAUGAAGGUAUGUGCGCCGCGCACCAAGGCGCUAACACGCUCGCACGAAAAGUGAUCUUACAAGAAUACUACUGGCCGAGGGUUAGGACCGACUGUUUGGAAUACGUAAAAAGGUGCGAAACCUGCCAACAUUUUGCGAUCUUGCCCGGCCGUCCCGCGUCGUAUUAUACCCCGGUUACUUCGGCCAUCCCGUUUGCGAGGUGGGGCAUCGAUCUGUUGGGCCCAUUCCCAAAGGGCGUCGGUGGCCUGAGAUUCGUAAUGGUGGCUGUAGAUUAUUUCACCAAGUGGGUGGAAGCAGAAGCCCUGGCAUCAAUCACCGAACACCAAUGCCGCAAGUUUGUCUGGAAGAAUAUAUUCACAAGGUUCGGGUUACCGUUGCAAAUCGUGUCGGAUAAUGGAAAACAGUUCGAUAGUGCGGGUUUUGGACAGUUUUGCGCAUAA
Molecule: messenger RNA, 4332 nt
Organism: Ipomoea nil (Japanese morning glory)
Lineage: Eukaryota; Viridiplantae; Streptophyta; Magnoliopsida; Solanales; Convolvulaceae
Exons: 1
Coding region: 1-4332 (1443 amino acids)
Biological process (GO): DNA integration
Molecular function (GO): RNA-DNA hybrid ribonuclease activity; nucleic acid binding
Source: RefSeq, a predicted model, not a curated record